Messenger RNA from Phyllostomus hastatus (greater spear-nosed bat), 2795 nucleotides. It is a transcript of the gene WWOX, whose product is annotated as WW domain containing oxidoreductase. Gene Ontology annotation, biological process: hippo signaling; positive regulation of transcription by RNA polymerase II. Bases 379 to 1626 code for a protein of 415 amino acids. The transcript has 9 exons. The record is from RefSeq and is a predicted model, not a curated record. Lineage: Eukaryota; Metazoa; Chordata; Mammalia; Chiroptera; Phyllostomidae. Gene Ontology annotation, molecular function: protein binding; transcription coactivator activity. Gene Ontology annotation, cellular component: nucleus; cytoplasm.
AGCAACGGGGGCGGUCCUGGGCUGCACCUGGAUGUUAACCUUCCCUCUCUGCAGCCAGGAGGAUAAUGAAGAUCAGAGCCACCUUCACGGUCAUAAAACGUCACCAGAUCUUACUUCCAGCCAAGCGGCAGUGCCAUCUCCUCGGCUCUUUCACCGCCGUUCUCAGGCCCCGCCCCUUUUACGCUAGCAGCGAAACUGCGGAAACUGGAUUACAGCUACCGAGUCGAUUGAGUUGCUCUGGGAGACGUAGUACGCAGGCGCGAGCGGUUUCGGGCUGGGAGCGCGCGGUGCUCUGUGGAAGCGGGAGUGAGUGCCGGGGCGCGAGACCCGGCAGCGGGCGGUUAACUGAGGUAGCGACCCAGCGCCUCUUCUUCUGGCAUGGCAGCGCUGCGCUAUGCGGGCCUGGACGACACGGACAGCGAGGACGAGCUGCCCCUGGGCUGGGAGCAGAGAACCACCAAGGACGGCUGGGUUUACUAUGCCAAUCACACUGAGGAGAAGACUCAAUGGGAACAUCCGAAAACUGGAAAAAGAAAACGAAUAGCAGGAGAUUUGCCCUACGGAUGGGAGCAAGAAACUGAUGAGAACGGACAAGUGUAUUUUGUCGACCACAUAAAUAAGAGAACUACCUACUUGGACCCAAGAUUGGCAUUUACUGUGGAUGAUAACCCUACAAAGCCAACCAACAGACAGAGAUACGAUGGUAGUACCACAGCCAUGGAAAUACUCCAGGGCCGGGAUUUCACUGGCAAAGUAGUCAUGGUUACUGGAGCUAAUUCAGGAAUAGGCUUUGAAACUGCCAAGUCUUUUGCCCUCCAUGGUGCUCACGUGAUUCUGGCCUGUAGGAACUUGACAAGAGCCAAUGAAGCCGUGUCACGCAUUUUAGGAGAAUGGCAUAAAGCCAAGGUGGAAGCAAUGACCCUGGACCUUGCUCUGCUCCGUAGCGUGCAGCAUUUUGCUCAAGCGUUCAAGGCCAAGAAUGUGUCUCUGCAUGUACUCGUGUGCAAUGCAGCGGCUUUUGCUCUGCCCUGGAGCCUCACAAAAGAUGGCCUGGAGACCACCUUCCAGGUGAAUCACCUGGGGCACUUCUACCUUGUCCAGCUCCUUCAGGAUGUCCUGUGCCACUCAGCCCCAGCCCGAGUCAUUGUGGUGUCCUCGGAGUCCCACAGAUUUACAGAUAUUAAUGAUGCCUCAGGAAAACUAGACUUCAACCGCCUCUCUCCAUCUAAAAAUGAUUACUGGGCCAUGCUGGCUUACAACCGCUCCAAACUCUGCAACAUUCUCUUCUCCAACGAGCUCCAUCGCCGCCUGUCCCCGCGAGGGGUCACGUCGAAUGCCGUGCAUCCUGGAAACAUGAUGUACUCCUCCCUCCACCGCAACUGGUGGGUGUACACGCUGCUGUUUACCUUGGCCAGGCCCUUCACCAAGUCCAUGCAACAAGGAGCUGCCACCACCGUCUACUGUGCUGCUGCUCCCGAGCUGGAGGGCCUGGGAGGGAUGUAUUUCAACAACUGCUGCCGCUGCCUGCCCUCCGAGGAAGCCCAGAGCGAGGAGACGGCCCGGGCCCUGUGGGCGCUCAGCGAGAGGCUGAUCCAGGAAGCGCUCGGGGAAGGCCAGGCCGGCUGAACGGGAGCCCAGGCAGACCUGGGCAUGCACCGCCCCCCUUCCCCUACCCCCCCAUGUGCGUGCCCUGCGCCACUGCCAAUGCAGGACGCCUUCCAACUUACUCUCCCAGGUGCCUUUCCAUGUCCCUCCCACACAGGUCCGCCAGAGUAAAGGGAAUAAGAGUAGUCACUGCAGAUGGGAAAACAUUAAGUACCAAUGGGAAGCAGGGAAUUGAUUCCAGGGUGCUCCUGGGCUGGCUUAGGCUUGGGUCCCUUUGCUUUCCUGGUGGUGGCCUGUGUGAAAGGGAAUGAUCCGUUGGUAUGUGAGGUCCUUGUCUCCUUGUAGAAGCCCAAGCAAUUCCCUCUCGUUGUCUAGAGUAGCCUGGCGCCCUCUGUCCCCCACUGCCCCCGCCCCGCCCCAACAGCCACCGCCACAGCUACAGCCACCACGGCCACACUGCAGCCAGGAGCUUCCUCCUGUUUAGGAAAGAAAAGUGAGGGUUUAUCCUUCUUUGCUGCAUUGAUCCAAGAGAUCAUUGUUUUGUUCAUUCCGACCAAGUCUCAGUGGGCUUGGCAACUCCGGGGGAGGGACUGCUGAACCUUGUCCCCAUCAGCAAAGAUGGAGGUGACACUGUGAUGCUGAGAAAUCGGUGGGAUAGACAGAGGAAGGUACUAGUCCUUUGACUCCCUUGCCAAACUAUACAAAAAAUUCUUUAGAGAUUACAGCAAACAAAUUUUGCCAAGAAACCCCUCGAUACCUUGACCGACAGGUAAGGAAGGAAGCAUUGUGUCCAUGAGAAUGUAUAGGAUCAUUCUGGGGUAGGGGUGAAAAGUCAGUCCCUUCAUUCUUCAUUCACAAUUGCAAGAAGCAUCCUGAUGGUGGAGGGUCGCAGCUUCUUAGUGCGCCUGCCUUAGCCAGCGUCCUGCUGAAAAUUCCUGUCACCCCUCCCUUCCUAUGCUUAAUAAAAGAACAUGCUCAAAUAGUAUCACCUGGAGUUUGUCAUCUUUCUUUAAAUGUUUCAGUUCCAGUUUGGGGGUGUUUUUUGUUGUUGCUGUUUUUUUGUUUUUGUUUUUUUUUUUAGAAAAGAAAUCUAGAGGAAAAAUAAAGCGCUUCUUGUCAAUGCCAGGAAAACACCAUUCUUGCUUCUUCUCUGAGUUUGUUUUGUUUUUGUGCUUUGUGGCUGUCUGUGG